Messenger RNA from Rhizopus microsporus ATCC 52813, 1136 nucleotides. Its product is annotated as peptidase C14. NCBI's taxonomy places the organism in Eukaryota, Fungi, Mucoromycota, Mucoromycetes, Mucorales, Rhizopodaceae. The transcript is spliced from 6 exons. The record is from RefSeq and is a predicted model, not a curated record. The coding region runs from base 81 to 1040 and encodes 319 amino acids. Gene Ontology annotation, molecular function: cysteine-type endopeptidase activity. Gene Ontology annotation, biological process: proteolysis.
CCAAGAAUAUAAUAAUAACUACUCUUGAUAUAGUGCCUUAUGGUCAAACACCACCCAAUGUCAAUCCCAAUGACUUUAUUAUGCAUGUUCAUCCCAGUCUUCAACAGGCACCGCCACCUAACUUUCAACUUUCUAACUGUCAAGGAAGAAAGAGAGCCUUAUUGAUCGGCAUUAACUAUUUUGGCACUUCGGCAGAAUUAAAAGGCUGCAUUAACGACGUUCAUAACAUCAAGGAUUUCCUUAUUACACUGUAUAAUUUUCGAUUGGAAGAUAUGGUUAUUUUAACAGAUGAUCAACAAAACCCUCAGAAUAUUCCAACAAAGCAGAAUAUGAUCAGAGCUAUGCAAUGGUUAGUGCAUGAUGCUCGACCUAACGAUUCAUUCUUUUUCCAUUUCAGUGGACAUGGUGGCAGAAUGAAAGACUAUGACGGAGAUGAAGAUGAUGGGUAUGAUGAGACAAUCUAUCCAGUAGACCAUGCCAUCUAUGGACAAAUUGUAGACGAUAUGAUGCACGAUAUCAUGGUUCGUCCACUUCCACCGGGUUGUAGAUUGACUUGCAUCUUUGACAGUUGUCAUUCGGGCACAGCGCUCGAUUUGCCUUAUAUCUAUUCGACACAAGGAACUCUAAAGGAAAGCAGCUUAUUCAAGGAUGCAGGCAAUAGCUUAAAGAGUGCAGGGUUGGCUUAUAUAUCAGGUAAUCCAGCAAGAGCCAUGUCUUCAGUCAUGUCAAUCGGUUCCAAAAUCAUGAGUGGUGGUCUUGGAGGAAAAGCAGCCAGUGUUAAAAAACAGAAAUCGUCCCCUGCUGAUGUUAUCAUGUUCUCUGGCUGUAAGGACUCUCAAACCUCUGCAGAUGCUUUUGAAAAUGGUCGCAGUACAGGUGCAAUGAGCCAUGCCUUUACGACUGCCCUAAGAGCAAAUAGAAAUCAAACCUAUCUUCAAUUGCUCAACUCUGUUCGUGUCAUCUUACGAGAAAAAUAUUCUCAACGACCUCAGCUCUCUUCUUCUCAUCCAAUAGAUGUCAACUUGCUUUUUAUGAUCUAACCGUGUAAUAAAGAGUCUGAUGACACCAUAGCUAAGACAUAGAUGCGUACAGUUAAAUUAUCCAAUAGCGCUUUGUGAUCCACACUUAAGAAGGGG